This is a messenger RNA of Lecanosticta acicola, 1230 nucleotides long. The record is from the annotation of a GenBank genome assembly. NCBI's taxonomy places the organism in Eukaryota, Fungi, Ascomycota, Dothideomycetes, Mycosphaerellales, Mycosphaerellaceae.
AUGAUUGCCCGUCACCACCUCUGGAGGAGCGCGCCAGCCUUCGCAUCAUACCGCGCACCACCGACGACGGCGAGAUGGCUCUCCAGCGCACCACUGGACGCUCUGUCGCGCCCUGUUCAGACCUACAUCUCCGCAUCGCGUGACCCGUUCCUGAAUCUCUCCGUCGAGCAUUACCUCCUACAGAAGACCGCUCCGGAGUCUGCCGUGCUCUUCCUGUACGUGAACCGACCGAGCAUCAUCCUUGGCAGGAACCAGAACCCAUGGGUAGAAGUCAACCUUGCGUUGCUCGACGUAUCGCGGGACCGACCACAGACCGAGCCUCCUGGAAUUGGCGCCCUCGAUCUGGUACGCAGACGUAGCGGCGGCGGCACCGUCUUUCACGACCAAGGCAACGUGAACUGGACCGUCAUAUGUCCCUCUGCGCAGUUCACGCGUGAUAAGCACGCCGAGAUGGUGGUGCGGGCGUUGCGAAGUUGUGGCGUUGCCAGAUCCAGGGUCAACGCCCGGCACGACAUCGUCCUCGAUCAAGGCGAACGAGGUGCCGCUACAGAUCCCGAGGACACGCACUGCACGCCUUACGAGGCGACAGACUUUGAUACGCCUCGCCCUCUGAAGGUCUCCGGGUCGGCGUAUAAGCUGACCCGCGAUCGGGCCCUGCACCACGGCACUUGCUUGCUGUCCAGCCCAAACCUCCAGGUCAUCCCAGACUAUCUGCACUCUCCAGCCAAGCCAUUCAUCACUGCUCGUGGGGUGGAAAGUGUCAGCUCGCCCGUUGGAAAUAUCUUGCUGAGCAAUGAUGAAUUCAUUGGCAGCGUCCAGGAGGAAUUCGCUAAGCAAUAUUCCUCCCAGGGGGACCCCAUCAGUCUGGGCGACGAGUUGCUGGAAGAACAAAGCAUUGCCAAAGGCUACGACGAGCUCAAGUCGCCGGAUUGGACGUUUCUCCAGACGCCGCAGUUUACAAUCUCGACUAGAUCUCAGGCCGUCCUUGAUGUCGACCUGGAGUUAACUGUCCGCUAUGGAGCUGUGACAAAUGCCUCGUUGACCGUCGAUAGAGACAGCGGCGCAGCUGCCGCCGUGAGCGACCUCAGAGGGGGUAUCAUCGGCCAAAAGAUCCAUGAGAUUGUCGACUGGGGGGCUGCAUUCGGUCCUGAACUCGACAAGCUUGACACCUGGCGAAGGGAGCGGCUAUUGAAAUGGCUUGAGAGUAUGCUGCCGAAGCCGUCGCAUUAG